Molecule: messenger RNA, 1998 nt
Organism: Arachis ipaensis
Lineage: Eukaryota; Viridiplantae; Streptophyta; Magnoliopsida; Fabales; Fabaceae
Product: BRI1 kinase inhibitor 1-like
Cellular component (GO): plasma membrane
Molecular function (GO): kinase inhibitor activity
Source: RefSeq, a predicted model, not a curated record
ACUAUGAAUGAAUAUUGAGAACUUUCACCAGUAAAUGAGAUUCUCUAACAAAGGUACUUAAUAGUUCCUCUUUAUAUGCUAACCUAGGAUGGUCUUAGAAAAGAAUGCUAGCCUAGGAUACAGGUUUGAAAUAUUAAGAAAGCAAAGCUUAAUGGCUACUGUGUUAGACCAGCUUUCUAAUACUUUCUAGUAAUUUACAUGAAAAUUUCUUUCUACUCCUGGGACCUCAAUGAUUUUUUUUGUUUGGCCAAAAACAAAGUUGUAAAUUUGUUGAUUGAAAUCCGCCAUGACAAUCCAUCUUCCUUUGGUGGCCAAAUUUGGAUGUUUGUGACCUCAUUUCCAAUACCAGCACAGCGGUUGCUGUUGGACCUGACAGGGACCCAACAAAAACAAAUAAAAGCACUAUUCUUAACACACAAGUAAAAAACCUACAUUAGGAGAGGUAGUAACAAAUAAUAAUUUGUGAACUACAGUAGUUAAGGGUUAAAGACCAAAAUAAUGUCUGAUGAAAAAGUUUUAAAGACAUAUAUUGCACAAUCCCAAACAGCUGUUCUGACAAAGAAUAUCUAUCAUUAUUCCUUUGGUUUCCGUUUUCCCUUAUCCCUCCUUAAGCUUUGUUAACAUCCAUACAACAACGAAAAAGAGAUUACAGCACCUUUCUAUCUAUAUCUCUCUCUCCAAUCUCCACCGAAAAAGAAAAAGAUUAUAGUAUUAUAGAGAGAAUUCAAGAUACUAUAUACUACUGCAUCAUAUCAAAUCUAGCUUCCUAGCUAGUCUUCAAGGUAAUCAAUCAUCAUUCACUGCUAUGGAAACACACCAUCAUCAGCAGCACCAAAAACAAAUUGAAGCAAGGCAAGAAGAUAAAGAAGCAAAGCAAAUACUGUUACCAAAACCUUCUUCACCACCACCUUCACAAUCUUCCUCCCCUUCUCAUGAAUUCUCCUUCACAAUCUCUCUCCAUUCUUCUUCCACCAACAAAGUUCCACCACCUUCCCUUGCAAUAGAUUUAUCUCCUGCUGACGAAAUUUUCUUCCAUGGCCACUUGCUUCCCCUCCACCUCCUAUCUCACCUCCCUUCAUCACCUCGAUUCUCCACCACUUCCAUGGAAAGCCUCACUGUCCCCGUCCCCAUCCGCGACUUCUUAUUGGAAGAUAAUGAAAAUACCAAUAAUAAAGAAAUUAGUAGAAGCAGCUGCGGACACAGCAAUAGGAGCAACAUAACCCUGGAUGAAAGAAUUGGCAACAACUUCAUAGAAGAAGACAAUAAUCUUAUUAAGAGAGGGACAAUGGAAGAAGAAAGUAAGUCCAAUAAUAAUAAUAAUAAUAAACAUAGUAGUUUCUCAUUGUUUGGAUUAUCAAAAGGGCGCAAAGUGUGUCAAGUUAGCAACAAGGAAGAAUUAGAUAAAGAGAAGCAACAGAAGAGGAAGCUUGGUUUUGACGUGAUCCAUGCACUCAAGAGGCUUUUCAGGGGGAGAAGAGAAAGAGAGAAAGUUGGUUUGCAUGAGAGUGCUUAUUCUUCUCACUCAGGGAACUUGAUGAGGAAGAAAAAACCAGAAUUGAGAGGAAUUAGAAGAGGUGAAUGUUCAUCAGCACCAGCUUCCAUGAGGGCUUCUCCAACAAACAGUGGCCUCUUGCUUGCAACUGCAACAACUCUUCCUACUUCAGCCGCCAAUGACAGCACCAUGGAAGAGUUGCAAGCAGCCAUUCAAGCUGCCAUUGCUCACUGCAAAAAUUCUAUUGCCAAAGAAGACAACAACCUCAUCAAAUGCACCUCAUAGCACAUAGCACAUAGUAGCAUAUCAUUAUUUAUUUUCCCUAGUUCUUCUACUUACUACUGUAAUUAUUAUCUCGUAUUUGCUAUCUGUAUAUUAAUAAUUAGGUAUAUGAAAAUCUAUUAUUAUCCGAGGCACAAAACAAAGUUACAUAUAUUCGUGUCUUUCAGUGUAAACAUAAAUUCAUAAAUUCUAAUUAUUUAUAUAUUUUAUAUAGAGAUGUAAAC